This is a messenger RNA of Blepharisma stoltei, 2477 nucleotides long. NCBI's taxonomy places the organism in Eukaryota, Ciliophora, Heterotrichea, Heterotrichida, Blepharismidae. The record is from the annotation of a GenBank genome assembly.
AUGAUCGGCCAUAUGCUUGUAGUUGGCUUUAAAACAGGAAAUUUUGCUUUGUAUUCUGUAAACGAAAAAGAAGUCACUGUAAUACACACACUUAACAUGUCAGAUUUUGAAAUUAAUGCAAUAAGCAUUAAUAAUUCUGGAGAGUGGCUUGCAUUUGCAUCAAAAACGCUAGGACAGCUGCUGGUAUGGGAAUGGAAAAGUGAAAACUGCGUCUUGCAUAAAAUAAAAUGGUACUCGGUUUUCUCUCCCGUAUGGAAUUUUAUUUAUGGGUUGGCUUUCUCUCAAAAAUUUUUAGCAACAGAGGUUUCAUUUUGGGAUAAUAAGAGGAACUCCUUCACAUUGCAUCAAGAGGUUAGGGUUUUACCACUCAGCACAUCCAAGGAGGCUCACCAUUAGGCGACACAUGUGCAGAUGCUGAGUUAGUUAAGGAUACUGGCAUCGCCCUGAUCAGCAUGGGGUGAUUUCUUUGGAAUUGUCCGGUCUUUGAAUCUAAAAUGAUCGUAAAGUCAUAAUUCUGGUUCUGCCUCAUUUUUUGAGAUUUUGGCGUUAUAUAUCUUAAACACUCUAAUAAAACCUACGUCUUGCGCCAAAUGGGCCAUUCUUCACAAAUAAUUACUGCCUCAUUCAGCCCUGACGGCAACAUUAUAGCAACAGGUGGAAUUGACGGCAAAGUCAAGCUUUGGGAAAAAGGCUUAUGUUUUGCCACAUUUUCCGAGCACACAAAUGGCAUCGUAGAUUUAGCCUUUUCAAAAACCAAUGCAGUCCUAUCAGCUAGCAAAGAUGGAACAGUCCGUGCUUAUGAUAUAGCAAGAUACAAGCAGUUCAGAGUAAUGACGACUAACACUCCAGUAGAAUUUACAUGUAUGGCCCUUGAUAACAGUGGCGAAUUUGUAUGUGCCGGAGCCGUCGACUACCAAAUUUACAUUUGGGCUUUGCAGACUGGUAUUUUAUGUGACGUCCUUUCUGGUCAUACCGCGCCUGUCUCUUGUGUCGCUUUUUCUGCUUUAAAUUUGCUAAUUACUGGGUCAUGGGACAAAACAGUCACUCCCCCCCCCUCCGUGAGCGAACAAAACCCAUUAGAAAAAUCGCCAUUUUUUGACCAAAAACCCCACCCUCCGUGAGUGAACAAAAAUUUUUUUAAUAGAAAAAAUUUUAAUGGAAAAAAAUUUUGAUAUAUAAGUGAUAAUUAGUAUAAUGAAAUCUAGAGCUAAUUCUGUUUAAUUUUAAAACAAAAUUGCGUUUUAAAACAUAAAUUUUGCAAAUUAAAUUAAUAUUUGCUUCCCAAUUUUUGCAAAUUAGGAUUUUUUUAAAAUUUCGAAAAAAAUAUUUUUUAUAAAAUUUAUAUAUAAAUUUUGUUUAAAAAAAAAAAUUAACCCCCCUCCGUGAGCGAACAAAAUUUUUUUGUUCGCUCACGGAGGGGGGGGGGGGGAGUCAGGAUUUGGGACAUUUUUGAAGGAAAAGGGGAAUGUGAAGUAAUUGACCAUCAUAGCGAAGUUCAUGCACUUUGUAUUAGAGGAGAUGGAAAAGAAAUAGGAAUUGCAGGAAAUAAUGGAGAACUUUAUUUUUGGAAGCUCCCAGAAGCAGAAGACCAUGGAUUUAUUGAAGGAAAACACGAUAUAGCAGGCGGCCGUGGAAAAUUUGAUAGAUUUACUGCCAAAAAUAACGCGAACAAUAAAAAUUUCAAUUCAAUUUCUUACUCCCCAGACGGAAAUUUACUAUUAGCAGCUGGAAAUUCUAAAUAUGGCUGCAUUUAUGAUUUAAGGCACAAAGUCUUGCUGCACCGUUUUUCUUAUACAGAAAACCGGUCUCUUUCAGGAGUUUUAGACAAGCUGAACUCUAAAGAUAUGACAGAAGCAGGCCCUAUUAAUGAAUUUGAAAUAGACGAGUAUAAUCUCCAAGACGACGUCGACGAGUUUGGUAUCCCACAGCCACAUCGUCCAGGCGACAUAAUGAGAAAAGCUAAUAAAGAAGUCCGAGCCAACAAAGUCAUUUAUGCACAAAAUGGAAAACAAUUCGGAAUCGUCACAACAGAAGGGCUGCUUGUUUAUUCAUGUGACUCAGAAGAACGGUUUUUGCCUUUAAAUUUGGGUAUAGAAGUUACUAGAGGGAAUACAGUGAAAGCACUUGUAGAGGAAGAGUACACAAAAGCGAUGAUUUUGGCUCUGCAGCUUGGAGAAGAUUAUUUACAAAGAGAUGUGAUAAUAAGAGUCCCAGAUAUAGAUGUGGCAGCUGUUGUACAGCAGAUUUCAGGAGCUGAGCUGCUUAGACUGAUAAAACUUUUAGCAAAAGAAGCAGAGAGGUCACGGGAAUUAGGGUUAAUUUUGACCUGGGUGAAAGAAAUUUGCAAAUUCCAUUCAAAAAGCUUAAAAGCGGCUAAUGAAAUUAGAAGUCUCCUAAGAAGCCUUGCCAAGAAGUAUCAAGAACUCAGCUGGAUGUGCCGAGAAAACACAUAUACUCUUCAAUAUUUAAGUAGAUAA